Entrophospora sp. SA101 is the source of this 129-nucleotide messenger RNA. NCBI's taxonomy places the organism in Eukaryota, Fungi, Glomeromycota, Glomeromycetes, Entrophosporales, Entrophosporaceae. The record is from the annotation of a GenBank genome assembly.
UUUGACAGCACAUUUAACAGUGCUUCUUCAUCAAUGAAUGAUCAAUAUUUGGAUUACUUGAAAGCAUCAAGUAUAAACAUUGCAUCUGUUGAUAAUCACAAUUCAAUGUUCAACAAAAAUAUUUUAUUU